AUGGCCAUAUUCACUCUUAAACCUUUCUUCUUCAUCUUCAUAUUACUCACAUCAACCCAUGCUGGAACAACCUCCGUCCCAAGUUCAAACCUAUUCCGAGAAUAUAUAGGAGCCGAGUUCAACAACGUUAAAUUUUCUGAUGUCCCCGUUAACCCAAGUGUCGAAUUCCACUUCAUUCUCUCUUUUGCCAUCGACUAUGACACUUCAUCAUCCCCCUCUCCCACCAACGGAAACUUCAACAUCUUUUGGGACACCAACAACCUUAACCCUACCCAGGUUUCCGCCAUCAAGACCAAAAACUCAAACGUCAAAGUAGCCCUUAGUCUUGGUGGAGACAGCGUCGGAGGUGGCUCUGCUUUCUUCAAUCCCUCUUCAAUCGAUUCUUGGGUUUCCAAUGCAGUUUCUUCACUGACAACCAUAAUCAAAGAUUACAACUUGGAUGGAAUCGACAUCGACUACGAGCACUUCCAAACGGACCCUGAAACCUUCUCCGAGUGUGUGGGGAGGUUAAUCAAGACGCUGAAAUCCAAUGGGGUCAUAAAAUUUGCCUCGAUUGCUCCUUUUGAUGAUGAUCAGGUUCAAAGCCACUACUUGGCCUUGUGGAAGAGUUAUGGGAGCCUCAUAGACUAUGUUAACUUUCAGUUUUAUGCAUAUGACAAGGGCACUAGUGUGGCACAGUUCAUUGAUUACUUCAACACGCAAAGUUCAAAUUACGAUGGUGGAAAGGUAUUGGUGAGUUUCAGUACUGAUGGGAGUGGUGGGUUGGCCCCGAAUGAUGGGUUCUUUGCAGCAUGUCACACGCUAAAGAGUCAGCAAAAACUUCAUGGUAUCUUUGUUUGGUCUGCUGAUGACUCCAUGGGAAAUGGUUUUCGCUAUGAGAAGCAAUCACAAGCCCUUUUAGCUUUACCCUAG
Molecule: messenger RNA, 912 nt
Organism: Sphenostylis stenocarpa
Lineage: Eukaryota; Viridiplantae; Streptophyta; Magnoliopsida; Fabales; Fabaceae
Source: the annotation of a GenBank genome assembly